CAGCUGCAGUUCACAUCUCAGUCAGUACCUAGCAGAGCUGCUGGUGCCUCCACAGGACAUCUCCCGAGCACUGCCCUGGCUGAACGAGGCGAGGCACCAAGACCGGGCUGCCCAGCCCCAGGCCUCCACGCGGGCACAAAGCUGAGUCUUGCCUCCUGAGUUGAUCCUCCUGGAGAAGUGACCCCCAAGACGAGUCACUGGGCACCCCUACAGCCUCUUUCUAUGAUUUGUUCUGAAUUUGGCUGGCUGUGGGGACAGGCUCCCAGGGGCUGCCUAGGUCUCAGUGCGGUGGGAGCAGCCACCUCUCCAGCCACCAUGGGUGCCGGGAACUGAGGGGACAGCCUCUGCAGCCUCCGUGGAGGCCCUAAGGACAGGAUGGAGAACAAAGCCAUGUACCUGAACACUGUGAGCGACACCGGCUCCAUCUUCGAGGAGCCCUUCGAUGGCAGGAGCCUGUCCAAGCUGAACCUGUGUGAGGAUGGUCCAUGCCACAAGCGACGGACAGGUGGCUGCUGCACCCAGCUGGGCUCCCUGUCGGCCCUGAAGCACGCUGUCCUCGGGCUCUACCUGCUGGUCUUCCUGAUUCUCGUGGGCAUCUUCAUCUUAGCCG
Molecule: messenger RNA, 610 nt
Organism: Myotis davidii
Lineage: Eukaryota; Metazoa; Chordata; Mammalia; Chiroptera; Vespertilionidae
Product: scavenger receptor class A member 5-like
Exons: 3
Source: RefSeq, a predicted model, not a curated record